Ambispora leptoticha is the source of this 1206-nucleotide messenger RNA. NCBI's taxonomy places the organism in Eukaryota, Fungi, Glomeromycota, Glomeromycetes, Archaeosporales, Ambisporaceae. The record is from the annotation of a GenBank genome assembly.
AUGAGUUAUAGUAAUCAAUAUUUAGCAUCACCACAAUUACAACAAUCGUCACCUAAAAAUCGCUCUUUACCUCCUCCUCCUUCCGGUCCUCCUUAUCAGCCGACUAAUGUUAAUAUACAGCUUAGUAGUUCUGUUCCUACUAAUAGCAUAAUGUCUUCUGACGUGGUUAAUCCGUUCGAAAAGUCUCAAAAUUUCAGUCAACUACAAAUAGAAAAUCAACGUCUUCGUGACGAAAAUGAACGUCUUAAAGAACAGGUUAAUUUGUUGUCUCUUCGUGGAGCCGGUGGCAGUAAUGACUUUAAUAUAAUAAAUUCAGUUCAACUUGUUACAAAUAUCGCAAAUCUUCGAGACAUGCUAAACGAAUUCACAAAUUUGAAAUUGGGCAAUGAACUUCAAAUUAAUCAAUCGGCCGCAUUUACAUUAUUCCAAAAAUAUAAUUGUAAAAGAAGUAUCGAGUUUACGAAACUCUAUCAUCAUGAAAAUACUGAGAUCUUCAAUUCGAAUUACUCGUUGGGUAAUGGGUUGGACUUCAGACAGAUCUUGAAAUUCGCUCUUCAACGUCUCACCAUUGAAACGAUACUUAUUAAAUUGGCUAAUCACAUAGAAUCAGUACUUUCACGAAAAAUUACUCCAGCAUCUCACAAUGAAACUCUCGAGGCAAAUCUAAUCAAAAUAUCAAACGACUUUAUAGAAUAUGCAUAUGAUUUCGGCAAGUCUCGGUCUGGAACAGACGAACUGACCAAAACUCUCCCAGUGAAAAUUCGUCAACAGGCAGCUACCAUAUUAGGUACUCGAGCAUUUCACACAUCUCAUCCGUUUAUCACGCAAUUGUCAAGAGAAUUACUCGAGACGAUGAAUCAGUAUCGUAAAAUUUCUAAUCAACAAAAACUCCACGAAAUUCAGCAAAUGAUACCACAACUUAUUCGUGAGGUUAUUCGUGUAUUGGUCUUUAAUUUGAGAGCGCACGACCCGUCUCCAGAUGUGAAAUUUUUCGAAGCUGGUGAAUCAGUGGAUUUGGAGCAGAUGGAAGGUGCAUUUGAACCUAGUGAAAGCUUGAAUUAUGAGGUCGAAAUUUGUGCUUUCCCUAUUAUCGGAACCGAUUUAAACACUCGUAAUCGUAAAUUAUUCAAAAAAGCUCAAGUUUAUGUCGUCGAAAAAAUUAGGGCAAAGGGUGUUAUAACUACACUUGCCAGCAAAUCAGACUGA